Monopterus albus (swamp eel) is the source of this 1214-nucleotide messenger RNA. RefSeq names its product StAR-related lipid transfer (START) domain containing 15 (gene stard15). The record is from RefSeq and is a predicted model, not a curated record. The transcript has 6 exons. NCBI's taxonomy places the organism in Eukaryota, Metazoa, Chordata, Actinopteri, Synbranchiformes, Synbranchidae. The coding region runs from base 216 to 1001 and encodes 261 amino acids. Gene Ontology annotation, molecular function: lipid binding.
GUCAGUGCUGCUCUCACUGUCUUAGCCUUCGUUUUGGUGUGUUCAAAGACUUUUUAUUCAGCAACUUUUGUUGAGCAUCUCCAUUCAGCCCAGUUUAACCUGCAGCUGCUUGGACUGCCCAGUGGAGCACACACUGAUGUGAAGUACAACCCCAGCUCUUCUGCUUUGUUCUUAUCUAUUUUGUGCUUUGAUCUGAUCCCGUUGCGGGAGCAGAGAUGCCGGUGCAGAUCCCGGACGACUCGGACUUCUCCUCGUUCAAGGAUCAGUGUCUGAGCACUGACGGAUGGAUCAGCCACUACAACAAGGGAGGAGUGACGGUGUGGUGCCAAGAGGAGGAGAGCAAAACUGUGCAGAAACUCAAGAUGAGGAUAGUGUGUAAAGAUGUGACGGCAGCGACCCUGUACGACGUCCUCCAUGACACCGGCUACCGCAGGAAGUGGGACACCAACAUGAUCGACACGUACGACAUUGGCAGACUCACCGUCAACGCAGAUGUCGGAUAUUACUCCUGGAAAUGUCCAAGCCCUUUGAAGAACAGAGACUUUGUGACAAUGAGAUCCUGGCUUCCCCUGGGCAAUGACUACCUGAUCAUCAAUUACUCCGUCAAACACCCGCAACAUCCUCCCAAGAAGGACUAUGUCCGAGCUGUGUCUCUGCUGACCGGAUACCUGAUCCAGUACAACGGAGCCAACUGCUGCACCCUGUACUACCUGACCCAGGUGGACCCCAGAGGGUCUUUACCAAAGUGGGUGGUGAACAGACUCUCACAGUUUGUGGCUCCAAAGGCCAUGAAGAAGAUCUACAAGGCGUCUCUGAAGUAUCCGGAGUGGAAGAAGAAGCACAACCCAAACCUGAAGCCGUGGAUGUUCCCGGAGCAGAACGCGCUGCCGUGCAUUAGCGUGUCGGAGCUGUCGGUGCAGCGAGCCGACUCCUUGGAGAACAUCGAUGAGAGCGGUCUGAACGAGGACAAGACGCACAACAGCGACGACGAAGACACUUAGACACAACACAGAUAACUGCUCUCUCAUUCACUGUCUGUCUGUUUGUUUGUUUGUUUGUUUGCAAAGAUAAACUCUGUUGAUCCCACACAGGAAGGUCUAGAUACAGACUGAUCAGCCCUGGACCAGACUCACACCACCUGGUUCUGGUCAGGUGACAGUUGGAUGGAGGUUAGCUGGAAACUGAGCCAGGCCACCAGACUCCAACCCCAGAUC